Messenger RNA from Aspergillus puulaauensis, 792 nucleotides. RefSeq lists its product as uncharacterized. Gene Ontology annotation, biological process: DNA replication, removal of RNA primer. The record is from RefSeq and is a predicted model, not a curated record. Gene Ontology annotation, molecular function: nucleic acid binding; RNA-DNA hybrid ribonuclease activity. Bases 1 to 792 code for a protein of 263 amino acids. NCBI's taxonomy places the organism in Eukaryota, Fungi, Ascomycota, Eurotiomycetes, Eurotiales, Aspergillaceae. The transcript has 2 exons.
AUGCAUCCCGUUCAUCUUUCGGGGCUCGCCAUUGAAGUCCCCUUAAAUUCGACGAUCUCCGAGGAAUCUUCUGACGAGGAUGAAGGCUUAACGUCGGUGGAUCUGGGAAGCUGGCAGCCACGACCUACAGUAUGCACUACGUGUACACCCCAGCUGGUAAAAGAACCCAUCAUCCCGAAGACAAUGGCAGACCGGCGCUUUCGCCCUGAACGGUUCUACGGGGCCGAUUAUCGGCCAGAAGACAUCGAGGUUGCUCGCGGGCAGUUGGUUCACACUUGCUCCCAAGAAGCCGGAUCAGACACAGCUACGAUACAGCUGACUACCAUAGUCGUCGCAUUCGACGGGGCCUGCUUGAGAAAUGGUAAACCCGGCGCACUGGGAGCAGUUGGUGUGUAUUUUGGGCCCAAGAACCCAUGGAAUAAGCGCCAAAAGCUCUACCCGGAGAUGACCCAUACGAGUCAGCUGGCCGAACUGGUUGGGUGUCGCGGUGCCACUAGGUUUGUGCUCGCUAUGCUAAAAUCUGAGAAGCGGCCCAAGGUCGAGACCCUUAUCAUCAAGUCGGAUUCCGAGUAUGUCAUCCGCAGCCUGACGGAGUACAUGCCGAAAUGGAAGAGCAAUGGAUGGAGGAAUGCCAAGGGCUUGCGGGUUGCCAACGCGGAAGUAUUCCAAGAGAUUGAAGCCAAUAUUCGAAUUCUUGAAGAGCAGAAGGCUGUCCGGGUCUAUUUAUGGGCGGUACCGCGCAGCAUGAACGAGGAUGCGGAUCUUUUGGCUAAGCGCGAGCUGGGGAUUUAA